ACGACAUAUUAGCUGCCGUUCUGUGCGCCGCGGACACCCAGUGUGCCACCGGACUGUGAUGAUCGUGUCCAACGUGAGCCUGAGCGGCUGCGCAGGGGUCAACAGUGCUCUGUGUGCCGCAGCCGGGGAAGGGCACCUGAGGGGAGGCUCAUACCGGGCCACCCUCACCCCGACAGGGAACCUGAUCGUGGCUGUGUGCCUGGGCUUCAUCGGCACUUUGGGACUAAUGAACAACUUGCUGGUGCUCGUGCUCUUCUGCCGCUACAAGAUGCUGCGGUCGCCCAUCAACCUGCUCCUGAUUAACAUUUCCAUCAGCGACCUGCUGGUGUGCGUACUGGGGACACCGUUCAGCUUCGCCGCCAGCACGCAGGGAAGGUGGCUCAUAGGAGAAGGCGGAUGCGUGUGGUACGGCUUUGCCAACUCCCUCUUUGGCAUCGUCUCCCUGAUCUCCCUGGCUGUCCUCUCCUAUGAGCGCUACAGCACCAUGGUGGCGCCUACAGAGGCGGACUCCUCCAACUACCAUAAGAUCUCCCUAGGGAUCACUUUGUCCUGGGUCUACUCCCUCGUCUGGACCGUGCCGCCUCUCUUUGGCUGGAGCCACUAUGGCCUAGAGGGUCCCGGGACCACCUGCUCUGUCGACUGGACGGCCAAGACGGCGAAUAGCAUAUCUUACAUCAUCUGCCUGUUUGUCUUCUGCCUCAUUGUGCCAUUCAUGGUGAUCGUGUUCUGCUACGGGAAGCUUCUGUGUGCCAUCAGACAGGUGAGCGGGAUCAAUCCAUCCAUGAGCAGGAAACGUGAGCAGCGCGUGCUAUUCAUGGUGGUGAUCAUGGUGAUCUGCUACCUCUUGUGCUGGCUGCCGUACGGCAUCAUGGCCCUGAUGGCCACCUUCGGGCCGCCGGGACUGGUGACGCCUGUGGCGAGCAUCAUCCCCUCAGUCCUGGCAAAGACGAGCACGGUCAUCAACCCAGUCAUCUAUGUGUUUAUGAAUAAACAGUUUUACAGAUGUUUCAAAGCCCUACUGCGUUGUCAGGCUCCUCGACGAGGCUCCAGCUUAAAGAGCUCCUCCAAGGUUGCCACCAAGACCAUGAGGGGUCUCGCAGUUACUGGUCCCCGCCGCACCAAUGACUUCCUAUACAUGGCAGCCUUCCUGGGUCAACCGGUCGCCACCAUUCCCCAACUGGGCCCCUCAGUGGAACCAACCAUAGAUGUCACCAGAGGCCCCUCUUCAGACAUCAACAAACCUGUCAUAUCACUAGUGGCCCACUUUGAUGGCUGAUGAUUGGCUAUGACCAUGAAAUCCCAAAGUCCCCAGCAAGGAAGUCAUUAUUUAUGAGAGUGGUGGUGUAACUGAGGCUUGGAGAGCAGCAGCCUGAAAGUCUUGGUGGAUUUAAAGCAUCAGCUUUACCCUGGCUAGUAGACAUGAUGGACCGGUGGCAAAUCUUGGACUGCCUCUGAAUAAUAUAAACCCGCAGAAGCUGGGAGUCUGCGUUUCCCUGCAAAGAAAAUGCAUGAAUCUCUCCUGCUAGGAACAGGCAUUUAAAUGUUCUUAUCACGGGUUUUGGAGAAAGCACAGUCAGACUGUUAUUGUAAUAUAAGAGGAAUUGUAGGGCUUAUUUAUGUUGUGCAAUAUGUGAUGUUCAGUAAAGCAUUCACUCUGGCAUAACAGAGAUGUGUCUGAGUGCAGGAAGAGGGAUAAGAUGUAUUUUUGUAUUGAUUGCUUACUGAAUGUGGUUACGAAGUGAGGUUGAAGACCACAAGAUGUUUAUUACCCUCAGCAUUUUGAAGUCUUUUCUAGAGUGGACAAGAUUAAAAAGAUGUAAGAGACUAGAGUAAUGGGAACGUACUGAUAAUGAUUUUUACGGAUCAGUCUUUUUAGCUUUUAUUCCCCGCCAGUAAUUGUAUUAAUUUAAUUCAUCACUUCGUCACUUUGAAAUGCAUAAGUAGUGUUCAAUUGAGUGGUUCGUCAGAAGUAGCAUUGCUAGCAUGCUAGCUCCAUUAAAGUUGUGUCAGGAAUAGUGACUUAGGAAUAGUGAAAUAGGUAAACGUUCCUUCAAUAACUUUUGUGCAUGUGCACUGUUGCAGUAUCACAUGCAAAUGAGGUUGGAGAAAAUACCGUAUCUGGUAAUUUUCAGUCCAUACUAAUGAUACAGAUACUUGGUAUCUGCAAAAAUCCUGAAAAUGUAUGCCUCUCUGGAAUGUUUUUUCAGACAGACUUUUCCACGUGUACUUAAAGCUGUGUAAUCUGUUUUUUUUUUAAAACUGUGCUGGAUUUUAUUAAACCCAAAGCACAGGGCGUACUAUGUGUUAAAAAAAACUGAUGUCAAAGCCCUUUUAAUGUGCAAGUGAUCAUCAAACAUCCUUUACAAUGAUUAGCAGUUCAGUGCCUUGCUUAUAGGCACAUAGUAGUCAGCAGUUUACGCAGACAGGCAUCAGCUACAGUAUUUAAACUAUUUGCUUCCACAAAAGUCAGCAUACUGUGUUCAACAGUCUUUUAACAACUGGUAUUAUCAAAGGAAAUCCUGACAAGAAACGGAAACUUUCCAGCGUCUCACGGGACAUCACGAAAAGACUUUAUUCAACGGAACAAAUAUCUUUUUGAUGGAAUAUGUUUAUUCUGUAUAUAUUGAUUGCCAUGUGCUUGUCUGCAUUUUGUUACAUGUUUUGAUAACUGAUGACACUCUUUCUUGCAAUACAAAGAUAACUGCGGAGUUUCUAAAAGCAGUGCAUCGAUGCUGUGUCCAGUCAAUGUCUAAGCUAUAAGUGGUGUGGUAAUACUGCAUAUUGAUUUUUUUGUAAUUCAUUUUUAGCCACUGUUUUCUAUGUGCUGUCAAGAUCUUGUUGUGAUGUACAUGAGUUGAUACCAAAGCAAAAUUUAUUUGAAUAUUUUUUAAGUUCAA
Messenger RNA from Anarrhichthys ocellatus (wolf-eel), 2897 nucleotides. RefSeq names its product teleost multiple tissue opsin a (gene tmtopsa). Gene Ontology annotation, cellular component: membrane. Gene Ontology annotation, molecular function: G protein-coupled receptor activity. Lineage: Eukaryota; Metazoa; Chordata; Actinopteri; Perciformes; Anarhichadidae. Gene Ontology annotation, biological process: visual perception; G protein-coupled receptor signaling pathway. The transcript is spliced from 4 exons. The coding region runs from base 59 to 1276 and encodes 405 amino acids. The record is from RefSeq and is a predicted model, not a curated record.